ACAGCUUCCAGCCAAUCACGUCUCGCGGCUCUUCUUCUUGCUUGUGGGGAGUCUGUGAAGCCCUCGUCGGUGGUUGAGUGGAGACAUGUGAUUGGAUGCUGAUAAACUACAGUGGGCGGGAAUGCAGGCGGCAGCGACGUGUUGUCCCGGUUACCAGCUCCCAGCCUGUCCCAUGGCUUCCUGUGAGAUGCGUAGUAGUAGCUGGUCUAUAGUGUAGUCUGCCUGCAGGAGCCAUGGCUCUCCGGGUGUCUAAGGAGGAGCUGGAUGAACAGUUUGAACAGUUCUUAAAAGAGUCUCUUUCAGAUGACUCAUUUGACAGUAACAAAAAAUCAGUUGUUCUUGAAAAUCUUGGAAAGCCUAAAGUUACAAAAACAAAAAAGAAAACCGCUUCUCCUUGGUGGAUCACUGAAGAUGACUCUGAUGAUGGAGAACUGGCUAGGACAAGCCGCAACUUUGUAAAACCUCAAAGUAUGUCACAGCCCAUUGAGGAAGUAGAAGAAGAGGAGCAUGUUGAAGAAAUGCAGAAAUCGAUUGAUCCUCUGAUUGCAUCAAUAGAAAAGGACAGCUUGGAGAUUGAUGAUUCAGUAGUGGCUUCUGGACCAAAUCAAGCCUUUCAUGGGGUCGGACUUGAUACUUUAGAAGAACAAGAAGAGAAAGAAAGAUUUUUCGCCAGGCUUGAAAAAGGUGCUUCAUCUACAAUUGACUAUUCAAAGUUAAUUAAGGAACUGGAUUCUACUGAUUCAACUCAACUUACGACUUAUAUGCGCAAUAAAGACCAUGCUCAAGCAGAUGAGGAUGAACAUAAAGAUGAAAGUAAAGAUGUGUCAGUUAAUUAUAGUGAAGACUUUGAAGAUGAGCCGGAAGCCAACAGUCAUUUGGUCCAAAAAUCAGAAGAAAAUGGUGAUCUUAUGGAGAUUAAAAGUCAGAUUCGUCCAGAAGAAGAAAAGCAUGGGAUGCUUGCUAAAGUCGUGCUGAUUGACUCAAUGGACUCGACAAUUGAUACUCAAAAGAUUUUGCCGCAAACACAAGAAGAAAUUGAAUCCGUUAUGCCCCAUGGGACACACGAAGCAAUUGGUUCAGGCAUUUCAAAUCAGUACACAAACAGUGACAUGGAAGCUUUGCAUCAGGCGUACCAAAACCUUGAGGCAUCAAUAAAAGGAACAGAGGUGCGGAACACUUAUCCAAAUAUCAUUGGUAACACAGUGACACUAUAUCACCAUGGAAUCGAUUCACAGAAAAAUAGCCUCAACAAAGCCCUUGCUGGCGAUUCAGACCUAUCCACUGUGGAUGAAUUAAUGCAACGUAUUCGAGGAGAAGAAGGUUUUACUUUGUCGAGUGUCAACAUGCACGUGGACAAGGGUGUGCUUCCAUAUACUCUGCAUAAAGCAGUCGGAAAAGAUCCAAGUCAGUCAUUACCAGAAGAGCAAGUUUCACAGAACUUGCAUAAUUCGCAUGGCGAAAAAACAAGUGAGGUCUUUCUUGCACAUGAAUUUGAUAAUCAUUUUAAAGGCAAACAAAAGAUAUUACCGAAGGACUUGGAAAGUCGAGGGCCAUCUACAGAGCCAAAUCGUUCAGAAAUAAAUGUUAUGUACUCUGGUGAAAGAAGUGGGCAAGCUGACAAAUAUGGAAGUGACCUUUCUGUAAGUGCAGCUUCUUCUGCUCCGUUCUAUAUUAAGCAUUCAAGCAAGAUGGUAAAGAGUCCACCGUCCUCUUUAAAGAAAGGUCAGAGCCAUCAUUAUUCUUAUGUUAAAAGCUCUGGCUAUGGAAAGAUUAACAUACAAAUGAAAAGGAUGUCUGAUGACGACAGUUCAAUAUCCAAGGAGUUACAUACGGACAUAAAGUGGAAGUCACCUACUGAGCGGAAACAAAAAGGUGUGUUAUCUGCCACAAAGUCCAUAAGGUUUGCAGAAAACGCAAUCAGAUUUCCAAGGGAUAAGGUGGAACAUCAAGACUCUGCUGCACAAAUCAAUAUAGUAAAAGCUAAAGACACUGAAAAGUUGAGUGUUCCUGUCGGUCCAAAUGGAAGAACCUCAGAAAUCCAUUAUUCAGAUGUCAGUGGCAACGACCUGACCAUCCUCCAGAGACUUCAGAAUGUCGAAGAGAAGAUAAAUGCAGCACAUGGGCAGACAAUAACUGUCAAAGAAGACCCUUUAAGAAAAGAGCAGGAAUUUAAGCAGGAUAUAGAACAGCUGAAAAUAAAUUAUGAGAAGGAAAUAAAAGAGUUAAAGCACGAAAACUUUCUUCUGCAAACAAAGUUACAUGCAGGGGAAGGAAAAAUCCAGAAAAGGAGCCAUCUGCUUGGAGAUCAGAAUGCGCCUAUAACAGAAGAAAAAAUUCAGCAAAUAAGACAAGAAAUUUUGGAACAAGAGACACUUCUUCAUGGGUAUCAGCAGGAAAAUGAAAGGCUUUAUAAUCAAGUUAAAGAGCUCCAAGUUAAAAACAAACAAAAUGAAGAGCAAAUGUUUCUAGAAAAUCAGGCUUUGAAGUCCGAACUUAUUUCAGUAAGGGAAAAGGUGAAUAGUGUGAAACUGCAUGGUCAGUAUGCUGGCACUGAUACCAACAGUUCUAAAGAUCUGGCUGCUGAACUGAGUGCUAUACAGAAAAGAGAGAGCAAUUUGCUAGAAGAUAUAGCUAGGUUCAAGAAGGACAAACAGGCGUUGGAAGUAGACCUGUUGCAGAUGAAGAAAGAACGAGAUCUUCUGAAAGGCCAGUUAGCCAACAUUUCAGAUGAUAAAUCAUACGAAAUUAAGAUCAUGGAAGAGACCUACAAGAAGGAAAUCGCCCGAUUGAAUAAAAGAUUACAUUGGUUUGCAGAAAACCAAGAUAUAAUGGAUAAAGAUGCUGGACGACUUAAAGAUGCAUACGAACAAAUAGAAAGUUUGAAGAUACAGGUUGAAAAGCUACAACAUGAUUCUGGAAGUCAAUCUGUCCCACAACAGAACCGAGUAAAGGACAGAGCUGCAGAUGCAAAGCGUAUUCAAGAUCUAGAGCGGCAGGUUAAAGAAAUGGAAGCAAUUAUUAGGAGAAGACACCCCAACUCCAUACCUGCACUCAUGUUUGCAGCUGCAUCAGUGUCUGAAACGGACAAGCCAUCAAAAAAUAAUACAGUAAGCUUCUUGGAAAGAAGAAUACAAAAACUAGAAAAUGACCUUGAAAGCAAAGAUGAGGAAGCCAAGAAAAGCCUGCGCAGCAUGGAGCAGAACUUUCAAAAGGUCAAGAUACAAUAUGAGAGUAGAAUAAAUGAGCUUGAGGAAUUACUGGCUCAGGGACCACUAAAUAAACCCCAGAAGAGUAGAGACUACACCGUAAAAGUUAAAGCCCUUGAGCAAGAACUUUCUAUAUUUAAGGAUGCUCAUCACACCACAGUAAUAAAUUUGCAAAAAGAAAUUGAAGUCCUCAAAGCGAAGAACUUGGUCUUGGAACAUAAACUGAUGCUCAAAGAAGGAUCUAUUGAGUCAAAUAGUAACGUGGAGGAGACUCCUGAUCAAGCAAGGUUGACAAGACUUAACCAGGAACUUGUCUCUAAAAGUAAGGAGAUUCAGGAGCUUUCAAAAACAGUGGAGCGGCUUCAAAAGGAAAGGAUGAUGAUGCUUUCUUUGAAAACCCAUUCAAGCACAGUUCGUAACCGAAACGAGAAUGGCAGGACUGCUGGUGUUUUACCCCCUCCCAGCACAACAGAGAAGGAAAAUUUUCCAGCAAUAUUGGAAGAUAAAUUAUAUCAGCCAUAUACAUUUACAGACGUUCAUAUUUCUGAUCUGCAACAGCAAAAUAAGAGACUUGAAGCUGAAGUACUCAAAUUAUCUCAAGACCUGACCCAACAAAUUACACAUUACAAAACGUCUCUGGUUAAUGCAGAAUAUAAUUCAAAAAGGAUAAAAGAAGAGGCGGCUGAACAGGUGGCAGCUCUUAAACAGUCGCACCAGAGAGAGAUGGAAAGACUUAUUUGUCAGCAGGCAUUAGAGCAUUCUUCAUCUAGGGUGGCUGAGCUAAGCAGUAAAAUUUCAACUCAAGAGAUCAUUAUAAAGCACCUUCAAAAGCAAGUUGUUGAUCUACAGAAGGACAGAGAGACUCUGGCUGUUUCACGAAUCAGGGAGGAAACUCUACAAAAAGAGAUGGCAAACCUGUUGGAGGAAUUAAAGAUGGCCAAGGAAUGUCACAGUCCAGAAAUGAGGCACUUUUUAACACUUGAAAGUAAAAUCAAACACAUGGAAAUCAGGCAUUCGCAAAGGGAGCAAGAACUCCAACAGAUAAUUGACCGAACACGUCACGUGGCUGAAGCUGCACAAGUCAAAGAAGUUGAGAAAUGGAAGAGGCUUGUGCAACAAAAGAACAUGGAGCUGGAGAAGUUUAGAACAGAGUUAGAUGCAAUAUUAGAUGUCCUUCGAAUGUUACAGAAGCAGGGAGUUGUUAUACCUACUUCCGCAUCACAAGCAUCUGAAAUCUACUAAAAUGUGACUUAACAGCACAAUGAGAAUUUCUUAAUGUGUCUUGUAAUUUAUUACAUAGCUUAUU
Messenger RNA from Bufo bufo (common toad), 4512 nucleotides. RefSeq names its product centrosomal protein 162 (gene CEP162). Lineage: Eukaryota; Metazoa; Chordata; Amphibia; Anura; Bufonidae. The transcript is spliced from 26 exons. Gene Ontology annotation, biological process: cilium assembly. Gene Ontology annotation, cellular component: axonemal microtubule; centrosome; centriole. The record is from RefSeq and is a predicted model, not a curated record. The coding region runs from base 234 to 4448 and encodes 1404 amino acids.